AUGCGGUUCAGUGUUCCACCGUUUUUUCAUGCGGAGAGAAAAGAGACUGACGCUUGAAGCGGGUGGAGACUGCUACACAUUUAAAUCCCCCGGCUCGGUUUUUAAGCGUUUCGCAACGAAAUAACUUUUCCCCUUUUUCUUUUUUUUCUUUUCUUUCUCCGGUUGGAGUCUUUAGAACGGUUUUAAUGUCGUAAGUGACAGGUCUAUAAGGGCGUCGUUGUUGGGAAGUUUUUUCGAGGGGUUUUUUUUUGACCAGCGAAGGGCCAUGGCAGUCGAGGCUCGGCCGGAGCUGGUCGGGAAACGGUUCCUCUGUGUCAGCGGGGACGAGCCGCCUGAAAUCGGUGACAUCGGCCGGUGGCCGUGGAGGUCCGGGGUCAUACGAGCCGUGAACCACCUUGACAGCGACAACCCCGACCUGACGGUAUAUGUGGAGUUCGACGACGAGGAGUGGGAGAAGAGAGAGUGGGUGAAGGUCUAUGAGGAUUUCCAGCUGUUUCUUUUGGAGCACCAGCUGGUCUGGGCCAAGAGGAAGGAGGGAGCAGGAGGAGGAGCAGGAGGACUGCUUCAGGGAACCAAGGCCAAACACAUACAGUGGCCUGCCCUGGCGUUUAAGCCAGUGGUGGGGAAGAGCCUGUUGUCCUCAGUAACAGCCGUGGAAUUCUUGUUGGACCGACAGCUGGACUUCCUGUCCGACCACUCGGCCUUCCAACCGUACCAGGAUGAGGUGGACAGUCAGAACCCAGUGUUGAGAGACAACCAUCAGCUCCAUGAAGAAGUGAGGGGCUGGCUCAAAGACCAGAAGGUGCAGGAAAUUUUUAUGCAAGGUCCCUAUUCACUGAAUGGCUACCGAGUGCGUGUGUACAGACAAGACUCGGCCACCCAGUGGUUCACUGGCAUCAUUACACACCACGACCUCUUCAGUCGAAACAUGGUCGUUAUGAAUGACCAGGUGCUAGAACCUCAGAACGUGGAUCCCUCUAUGAUCCAGAUGACCUUUCUGGACGACGUGGUCCACUCUCUGCUGAAAGGAGAAAACAUCGGCAUCACUUCCAGACGGAGGUCACGAUCCAGCACGAACAACAACUCUGCCCACAUGGCGGGAGGGAGACCCAGCGGGACCACUGGCAGCACUCAGAGUCAUUACACGCGAGCCCAAGCCAACAGCCCCCGCCCCAUCAUGACCUCAUCGGGCCCCAACCCAAAGGGUUCCCAGGGGACGCUGGCCUCUCAGCAGCAGAGCCAAUCGCAGCAAAGCCAGCAGCCCGUCAGCCAAUCGCACCACUCGCCCGGCAGCAGUGGGCGGGAGCAGAGGGAGCAGCGCAACUCUCGCUCGUCCAGGAGGAAAGGAUCGGACAGCAGCGUUCCAGAGGAGGACAAGGACCGAAGAGAGGAGCCCACAGGGAGAGACUCCAAGUCAAAGGCCAAACAGGCGGUGAACAAACGCAGGAAAGGCGAGGAAGAUGAGAAGAAGGCAGGUCUAAAGAGGCUAAAGACUGACAUGACCUCUGACCUGUCGGAGAGCAGCGACUCAGAAAACCCGCACAACAAGAGGACCGCCCACUCCUCCUGCUCCUCCUCCUCCUCAUCGUCCUCGUCCUCCUCGUCCUCUUCCUCUUCCUCCUCCUCGGAGGCCAACUCUGAGAACGAGCUAAAGUCUCGUGCCAGUGAUGUGAAACAAAUCGUCGUUUCCAAAAAGGAGGAGGAGAAGGAGCAGCAGCCGCCCCCGAUGCAGGGCACCAAAAUGAACGAUUCCUCCUCUCUCAUUGGCCGCCUGUCCCCAUGGGCGGAGCUUCAGGGAGCGGAAGACGGCAAGAAGGUUGUGGUCAAGGAAACGGGCAAAAUGUCAACCAAGCAGGAAGAGGAGUUGGUGGCGGUGACGCAGAUCACCCAGUCUCCACGGCAACAGGUGCCUCAGAUGUCUGAGGCGGUCCAGGCCGGCAGUGUGGAGAGCAGCAAGAGCAUCGUGAAAGUGUCUUCUCAAUCUCAGACGCCAUCGCUGUCCAAUCCCGCCGGCACUGGCAGCAGAGGCGUGAUCGACAUCACGGAUGAGGCCCAGGCCACUGUGCACCAGGAGAGCUCCGAGGCCGUGUCAGCACUGCUCGCCUCGCAGAAGGCCGAGUCCACGGCCCUCUCCCCUUACCUUCCCCUCAACCCCUCUCCCGUUUCUUCGCCGCCCGUUCCGCCGUCUCCCUCGCCAUCGGAAGGAGGCCGCAGGACGGAUACUGAGCCGCAAGGCAUUAUGGGAGGUGGCAUAACAGCAGCCAGGAGCUUAAGCAACAAGAUGGAGUUUACUCCCUCUGAGGUCAUCAGGCCUGUCACAUCGAUGGUUGAAAAUGUGGUGUUGGUGGAGAAGGAGAAAACUGUCCUUCCUCAUCAUCUCCAUCAUCAACAGCAGCAGCAGCACGCACAACAACAACACUACACAUCCAUCCACCCCGGCAUCAGGAGCCCGUCUCUGUCUGAGGAGACGAGAAAACACCCUCCGCAACAAGUGCCACCCCACAAGAUGAACACAAUCCUCCACCCUGAACUAGUCAGAUCCAGAAUGAGCCCCAACCCAGCUCAGCUCGACGCCCUGAAACAGAAACCACAGCACCCCAACAACUCUCAGAGCCAUCCCUACCCCAACACAAAUCCAGCUGACCUUCUCAAGGCUAAGCCCCACCCGGGCCUGCUGGACAUCUCCAAACCCAAACCCAACACCUCCCCAGAGGUCUCCAAGCAUAAAAUACCAAGGUACUCCGAUACCUCCCCGCCUCCAUUAGGCCGCUUGGCGGCCAAAUUAGAAACGGCAGAAUCCCCGCGGUCCGGUUUCAAGCCGGUGCCGGCGCGGUCGGAGUCUGGUGGAGUCAGUUUGAGCUGCAGCACCAAGAGCCCUCUGAUCAUCGAUAAGAACGAGACCUUCACCGUUUACAGGGACCCAGCGCUGGUCCGCUCAGACGCUGAGAACUCUGUCUCCGUCUCCGUGUCCUCCAACCACGUGGCAGCCUAUCUCCAUCCCCACCUGCACACCCUUCACUCCCCCUCCCCUCACUCCCCCUGCCUCACCACCGCGUCCCACCCCCAUGCCGCCUCCCACCUCCUCGCCCCUCCUCACACCUCUUCCCUACCUCACUCGCACCUGUUGCCCCCCGGGGUGCUCCCGUCCAUGCCUCCUCCCACGGCGUCCCUCCUUGGGGGCCAUCCCCGGCUCGACUCCCCCAGCGGGCUGGGCCACCUCGCCCUGCCUCACCAACAGCAGUUCCUCCAGGGUCAGGGCCCCCCUCCACCCUCUCUACUAGCCCAGGCUCAUGGCGGGGCAGCAGGGCUGGGUCUUUACCCUAUCCUUUGGCAGUACCCCAACGGAACGCCCACCUCUUACCCCCCGGGGCUCAACCUGCCCCCCACAGCCAAGUGGGUCCACCCUGAAAACCCUGUCAGCGUGAAUUCCGAGGGUUCGCUCAGGAGGAACUCAGCCAGUCCGUGGUUGCACCAGGCCGCUGGCAGCGCUGGUGACGCUAUGGGUUUGCUAAGCCACGUUCCCGUUCGGCCGGCAAGUGCCGACCCCCACCGGCCCCCGAUCAAGAUCAGCGUUCACGCGAGCCCUCCGCUGUCGAAGGCCGGCAUGAACGCGCAUAAAGAAGACAUGGAUAAGAAAGGCUUCGUGGACCCGAUCAGGACGUUGACGCUGGCCCAGCUGAAGCAGGAGCAGACGGACCGGAGUCGAACCCCCACGGGGAAAGACGUCCACCUCCACCGCCUCUACCUAGACCCACACUGCAAGGCUCGCAUGGCUAAUGCACAGGAUGCCGUUCAAGCAGCGGACCGAGCGAGUAAAUACAAAGAGGAGAAUCGUCAAAUCCUGAAAGAGAGCAUCGAGGUCGCUCCCUUCACCGCCAAGAUCCAGCGCUCCGGUGACCCUGGGAUGGACAGGGACAGAGAGAGGUGCAGGGAUCCAGCCUUCCCCGUCCGGUUACUGGCUCUCGCCUGCCCGAGCCCCAAAGCCGGCCACAUCCAUCCCCACGUCAUCCAAUCAGAAAAGAGCAACUACUUCACAACACUGUCCAACAGCGUUGUGAACGAGCCUCCGAGACUCUACCCCUCCAAGGAGCUCAGCUCUUACUACGAGAAAGUGUCCGGUGGAGCUCCAGGGGUCGUGACCAGCGUUGGGGCCACCGUGCCAAGCCAGGGAGCUCUGUCCCUGGGCAGCUACAGCUCCAAAGCCUCCCUCUCCAAGCCCCCUCCCCUGAUCAAGCACCAGCCGGAGGGAGGAGAGGGUUUAGCAGGGAAAAUCACAGAGCAGCUCAGCCAGCAGGUGACACUAGUCCAACAGCAACAGCAGCUCCACACGGGUGGUAUGGACAGGAUAGAACGCCGCAGCCCUGCCAUUUCUCCUUCCUCCUCUACAUCUUCCUCCACAGCACACAACCACCACCACCAUCACCACCACCAACAACACCAGCAGCAGCAACAGCAGCAGCAGCAACAACAACAACAUCACCAGCUCAGGGCAAUGCCAUCUCUCCACCGAGCGCCUGUCUUCCAUCCACCCACACAGCACGCACUGGAUCGCAAAGAGGCUGCAGAGCGAGAGAGGGAGCGGGAGAAGGAGAGGGAGAGGGAGAGGGAGAGAGAGAGGGAGAGAGAGAGAGAGCGGGAAAGAGCCGGUUACGGCGGACGCCUGUCCCCACCGACCCUCACGCCCAUCCAGCCAGUUAGCUUAGCGGUAGCCGGUAGCAAAACAUCUGCGGAGCAGCAGAAGCCCCCCACCCUCCUGCCGGAACUCAGGGACGUCAAAGGUCAUGGGAACGCCGCCACCAUCACCUCCGUGGCCUCAGUCUUCGGUGGGGAGAUCAUGACUUCGUCCGUAGACGCGUGGAGGCAAGGAGAGAUGAUUCAAGACAGGGGGGGGAUGUCGAGGGUCAAGCCUCAAUCCGCAAUGGCGUCUGUCAUCGUGCGUCCGUCGUCAUCCAUCAAGUACGACAGUCUUGUUGGUUUUAACAAAUCUGGUGCUAUGAUCACUAAGGAUCUCCCCCAGGGGAGGUUCUACCCAGCCAAGCUUCAGGGGGAGGCUCUUAGACUAGGGGAGAGUGUGAGAGAAGUUGUAGCCGGCAGGGUGAUCCAACCCAACUCGAACUUCGACGACAGUUGUAUCCAGUACAAACAUGCUUCUAUGCGUGCCAUGCAGGGCACUAUGGCAGCCGGGAUCACAAACUCUGUGUGCAGGACUGCCAUUUCAGCCACAUCAGCUUUUGGCAUACAGAGUAUCAGUGGGACAGCCAUCCCCGAGCUGGGCUACUCAAUCUCAGCCCAUAAAACUGGGAUUUGCGGCCGGGUGCUAAACCACUCAGGACCGGGAGAGUACCAAGAGGGGUUAGGCUCACGCACCACAUCUCCUGGGGGGUCUCUGCCUCCCCCUAGUCCAGCAGGGACACCCCAGCCCAGUCAAAGCCUCACCCCAACACCCAGCUCCAUUUCUGGCUGCAGUCAGCCUUACUCCUCCUCCUUUGUCCACCUUAAGAAGCACAAAGCUGCUUUGGCUGCAGCCCAGUCCAGAAGCAACUUCUCCACCGUGCCCACAUCCAUCGCAGCCGGAAAUUGCUUCCUGCCUGUGGAUUCAGUCGACAAAACUCCCGUUCGCAACUCGCCCCCUCCACCCUCCUCCAGCCAAGCCUCGUCAUCUUCGGUCGACAGCAGUAUCAGCAGCUCGGCCAGCGGGACCACAACAACGGGGAAGUCCAGUCCCGUGCCCAACGGCCAGACCUCGGGGUCGGCCUCGACGAGCAGCGGGCAGCCCAGCAACUACCACAAGCUGAAGAAAGCCUGGUUAACUCGGCACUCAGAGGAGGACAGGAACACAACGGCUACUGCGAGCUUCACCAGUAUUAAACCAGAGAAACUGCCCAGCACCAGCAACAGCACCAGCACCGCCACCAGCACCAGCACAAGUAACACCGCGGCCAUGUCAGAAAUGAUCAAACCCUGCACAGUCAAUCUCAGUGCCUCCACCUCCAGCGAGGUGGAGCUGAGCAAAGACUGCAAAGCAGAGAGAGAGAGGCAGCUGGAGGAGAAGGUGGGAGGAGCAGCCACAGGGGGUGUAGGGGAGGAGAGAAAAGCAGCUCCCUCAUCAAGGCGAGGGAACAAGCGGUCCUAUGAGUCCGCUUCAGAGAGCGGGGGAGACGACUCCGACGCCAGUGAGAGCAAGAUGGAGGGCCGAGCCAAGCGUCAACCUAAACCCACCUACAAGAAGAAGCAGAACGAUAUGGCCAGGAGGAAAGGAGACAACGAAAAGGACGAGGAUGAUUUGAAGCCCAAUGGCAUCUUCCGAUCAGCCCGGGAGAAGACGAAACUUAAACUUGCCAGCACCAAUGGGAUCCCCCGCUCCGUCCUGAAGGACUGGAGGAAGGUGAAGAAGCUGAAGCAGACGGGGGAGUCGUUCCUGCAGGACGACUCAUGUGCCGAAAUCGGGCCCAACCUGCAGAAGUGUCGGGAGUGCAGGGUGGUCCGCAGCAAGAAGGGAGAGGAGCCGACGCAUUCCCCCGUCUUCUGCCGCUUCUACUAUUUCAGACGGCUGUCCUACAGUAAAAACGGAGUCCUCCGGAUGGAUGGCUUUUCCAAUCCGGACCAGUUCGACGAUGAAGCCCUGUCCCUGUGGGUGCCCGGGCUGAUGGAGGAGAGCCAAUUGGACCAAACCACAGCCAAGUACAUCCUCAGCUUCAUAGGAGACAAGUUCUGUCAGAUGGUUGUGACCGAGAACAACGCAGCCACCUGGAUCAAGAAGGAUGCCAAGUUGGCGUGGAAGCGAGCGGUGAGAGGGGUGAGGGAGAUGUGCGACGCCUGUGAGGCGACGCUCUUCAACAUCCACUGGGUCUGUCAGAAGUGUGGCUUUGUUGUCUGCUUGGACUGCUACAAGGCCAAGGAGAGAAGGAGCUCCAAAGAUAAAGAACUCUACGGCUGGCUGAAGUGUGUGAAAGGCCAACCCCAUGACCACAAACACCUGAUGCCCACACAGAUCAUACCUGGCACAGUGCUGACAGAGUUGGUGUCUUCCAUGCACUCUCUGAGAGAAAAAUACAACAUCAAACCCAACUGUCCCUGCACCAACAAGCAGAACCUCCUCACCAAACUACCAGCCACCAACGGAGUCUCACAGGUCCUGCAGAACGUCCUGAAUCACAGCAACAAACUGUCUCUGGUGAAAGCUGAGCCGGGCUCUCAGCAGAACUCCGACCAAGGCGGAACAAAGGUGGAGACCAACGGGGGAAGCGGUGGGGAGAGCAAUCCAGGCAGCGACGCAGGAAGUGCUCCCGUCACCCCGCCCGAGUCCCAGUCGCCUCUGCACUUCCUGGCAGACCUGGCCGAGCAAAAGUCCAGGGAGGAAAAGAAAGAAAACAAGUUGGUGCUGCUCGGUAAAUCGGUAAAGGAAGACAAGGUGGGGGACAGCCUGGAGGUCCUGCAGCAGUGUAAAACCACGUCACUGGUAGCCAACAGUACGGAGCAGGGCUCCACACUCAGAGACCUGCUCACCACCACAGCAGGGAAGCUGAAGCUGGGCUCCACCGACGCAGGAAUUGCUUUUGCACCGGUCUACUCUACUGCGUCACAGAUGGGAAAAGGUGGGAGGACCAUGCCCAAUAUCCUUGACGACAUCAUUGCUUCUGUAGUUGAGAACAAAAUCCCCGCCAGUCGCCAGAGCAUCGCAACCAAACUGUCAAUUAAGCACGAGCCCGUCACCCUGAGCAACAACAACAGCAUCCCUGCCACUGCUAUCAGUGAGGAUGCCAAACCAGACAGGAAGAAGUUGGCGCACGUGACUGCGGCAGUGCCCGAGGAAUCGACCAAUCAGUAUCCAGAUAUUCCCCACUGCUGGUUAAACAACAGACGGCUACUGUGGCUCAAAGAUCACCGCAACCAGAACAACUGGAGGCUGUUCAGAGAGUGCUGGAGACAAGGACAGCCCGUGUUGGUGUCGGGGAUCCAUAAGCGGCUCAACGGUGGCCUGUGGAAAGCUGACUCCUUCAACCAGGAGUUUGCAGACCAUCAGGGAGACCUCCUGAACUGUAAAGACCAGGUGGUGUCCAACUCCGGCAUCAAGGAGUUCUGGGAUGGAUUUGAGGACAUCACCAAGCGGCCAAAGUCCAAGGAUGGAGAACCGAUGGUCUACAGACUGAAGGACUGGCCGUCUGGGGAGGAGUUCAUGGCCCUGAUGCCCUCCAGAUAUGAUGACUUGAUGAAGAACCUGCCGCUGCCAGAGUACUCUGAUCCAGAAGGCAACCUCAACCUGGCCUCCCACCUGCCAUCUUUCUUUGUCCGGCCCGAUCUGGGGCCCAGACUGUGCUGUGCCUACGGUGUAGCUGCGUCUCAGGACCAGGACUUCGGGACCGCCAACCUCCACGUGGAAGUCUCCGAUGUCGUCUCCAUUCUGGUCUACGUAGGAGUGGCCAAAGGCAACGGAGUCCUGUCCAAAACUGGAGUGCUGAAGCGUCUGGAGGAGGAGGAGCUAGACGAGGGGGUCCGAAGGAGGCUCAAGGACUCCAGCGAGACCCCGGGGGCUCUGUGGCACAUCUACCUCAACAAAGACAUGGACAAAGUCCGAGAGUUCCUGCACAAGGAGCAGGGAUCGGACACGAUGGUGGACCAGGACCCAAUCAGAGAGCAGGGCUCGUACCUGAGCAGGAAGCAGCGUCAGCGGCUGCUGGAUGAGCACGGAGUCCAGGGCUGGACUGUGGUUCAGUUCCUGGGGGACUCUGUACUCAUACCAGCAGGGGCCAUGCACCAGGUCCAGAACCUCCACAGCUGUGUCCAGGUCAUCAACGACUUUGUGUCUCCCGAGCACGUGGCCAACUCCUUCCACCUGACCCAGGAGCUGCGGCCCAGUAAAGAGGAGGUCAACUACGAGGAUAAACUACAGGUGAAGAACAUUCUGUACCACUGUGUGAAGGAGGCGGUGAACUCCCUGAAGAGGAGCGGCUCUGAGGAAGACGACCAGGAAGAGAACUCAUGACACCCCCUUAGCCUCGUCUGCGCCUUCCAGAGUGGGACCCGACUCCCGCUCGGAGCCGGUCACGUGACCCGCGGGGACCUCCCGGCAUGCGAGGCGCACCCGCAUCACAUCGCCUCCAGGUGGCCAGUGAGAGGCAAACCUUCAGUGCCAAGAGGAGGAGACGAGCACGAGACCGGAGGGGCCCUCGGAUUAAACCUCAUCCACCACACGCCUCUGUGUUUCACACACUCACAGGGAGGACAGCGGGAUUCUGGGAAACUGAGGACAGAAUGCAGGUUAGGAAGCCUUUUAAAAAGCCACUAUGCUGGAGUAACACGGCACUACGAGCCACCACUGAAACUCUUUAGUGUGACUGUUGCCGUUUCCAUGGAGACUCAGGCUGUCCUGUCGGAUGAAGUUCACAGGUCGGAGGGCGCCGAUGGAGUCGACGAGCUCCCCGCCGCGGAGGUUCAAUCCCCGCCUGUAGCAGCAGCCAACAGGACGUCUUGGAGAGAAGAUGUGGCUGAUUAGGACAGCAUCACCAGCAGCAAGCAGCAGCAGGAUCCACACCGUCAUCUCUGCUGUUUCAACAAAAAAACAAUAGAGAUGAAAAAAUAAAGAUUAGCGGAAGAGGGAAAAAAAAAAAAAAUGCAAAACGUAAAACUCAGAUGUUUCAAGCAGCGAGCUGUGCUGCUCCCUCGUUUGUUGUUCCGUCUGUCUGUCUUUGUCCUUUUUUUCCCUUCUAGUUCUAUUUGUCUGUUGCUGUUUUGUUCUUCAUUUUUCUUUUUCACACGAACAUUUGUUUGGUUUACCUCUGUGAAGAUGUAUUUAUUUUAUAGCUGUAUGAUACGCAAUGUUAAUGAGACAAAAAAAGCAUUCAUGUAAAUGUGACUUGUACAGUUUUAUUUUUGUUUGUUUCUUCAGUAUGUGGUUUUCAGUUGUAAUACGGCUCUACUGUGAUGGAGGACACACACAGACACGCACGCACACACACACACACACACACACACACACACACACCAGCUAAUGCCUGUAACUUUGGGAAAUGUUGAUGCUCUACAGUCCUCAUGCCAUAAAUACGAUUUUUUUAAAUGAACUGCCAAACUAUUGUAAAGUUGUAUUAUGUAAAGACAGAACAAAAUGGCUUAUACACGUCAGCAUUUUAUGGGGGGAAAAAAGUAUUUGCUGUAAAAUGGAGACAUUUACAGAAAAGAUGUAAUUUAUUUAAGAAAAGAAUGACUUGUCUUGUUUUUUGUUUAGUUAAGAUUUACUAUGGUGAACUUUUGAAGUUAAAAGAUAAAUGAAAAUGUUUACUAUAAUAUGUAAAUAUAUACAUAUAUAUAUAUAUAUAUAUAUAUAUACAGUCACUGAAGUAUUUUUUUAAAACAUGGCUUGCUUCAAUUUCAAAUUUUAAAGUGCAAGUGUUACAUGCUUUGUACAUUGAAGUUCAAAACGGUUUUACAUUUUCCAUUAAAAUGGAUUUAUCAAA
Messenger RNA from Cyclopterus lumpus (lumpfish), 10451 nucleotides. RefSeq names its product jumonji domain containing 1Cb (gene jmjd1cb). The record is from RefSeq and is a predicted model, not a curated record. The coding region runs from base 266 to 8983 and encodes 2905 amino acids. NCBI's taxonomy places the organism in Eukaryota, Metazoa, Chordata, Actinopteri, Perciformes, Cyclopteridae. Gene Ontology annotation, molecular function: chromatin DNA binding; transcription coregulator activity; histone H3K9 demethylase activity. The transcript has 32 exons. Gene Ontology annotation, biological process: regulation of transcription by RNA polymerase II. Gene Ontology annotation, cellular component: chromatin; histone deacetylase complex.